Messenger RNA from Clarias gariepinus (North African catfish), 2635 nucleotides. RefSeq lists its product as uncharacterized. The coding region runs from base 18 to 800 and encodes 260 amino acids. Lineage: Eukaryota; Metazoa; Chordata; Actinopteri; Siluriformes; Clariidae. The record is from RefSeq and is a predicted model, not a curated record. The transcript has 6 exons.
CACUUCGUACAGCUAGCAUGGACCUUGGAUCCCAGUGUUUCCGGGCCAGCAUCCUGUUCCAAGCAUUUGUUCUCCUCCCAAGCUGCCUCUGCCUUUCCGUUCGUCUCUCGUGCCAGCAGACGGUCUAUGUGGUAAGUGGAGGGAAUUUGGUCCUGACGGCUGAUUUCGGCUCGGAAAAUCACGUCACCAAGGUCACAUGGGAGCACAUGGGCAAAGGAAAUUCUGUGAAAACCACUGUGGCUGAAUAUCCUGCUCGAAGCAAUGCAGGACGAGUGACCUUAGACAAGGGCGGGGCCGUAAUGACGCUACGGAACUACCAGGGGAAGGACACCGGCAUGUACACGGUCACAGUCCGAGAUGAGAAAGGAGACCAAAGUUCAUCACAAUGCGCCGUUAAUGAGUACGUGGCUGUGCACCACGUGUCAGUAAUGGUGAACGUCUCGCACUCCAUCCUGCACUGUAUGGAGGCCUGGGGGACGGAGCCCGUCUUCCAUUGGCUCCACGAGAAAGUGGCAGUCACAGAUGCAGUGGGUCACGUGUCACCAGAUGGCACCACUCUGCACCUGAACACGCCGCUGUGUGGCCACUUCACAUGCCUGGUGAGCAACAAGCUGGGGCACAGCUCAUCUACCUACACCGCAGCACCCUGUGAAAGAGAAAGCCGAAGCAGUGCUGUAGCUGUCGUGUGCCUCGUACUGUUCCUGCUCUUGGCUGGAGGAUUUUCCUAUCUGCUCUGGAGGAGAUGCCCUAGAUACAGGAACAGAGGAGAGAGACUGCAAGAACCAGAGGACGACAUGUAACCUCUACACUCGAGUCAUGGACCAUGGAGGAGACGUGUUCUCAGAGAUUGAUUGGUUCAAGUUGACAUUCGGUUUAGAAGACAUUUCUGACAUGCUACCAGGGUUAUGGUCAUGUUGGACAAGUAAAGUGAAGUGAAAAAGUUACCUUUUUUUAAGCAUCUUGGCAACAGCUUUAAGCAAAUAAACAAGUGUGGGAAGCUUUUUCAAAACAGGAACAUGUACAGUUUACUUUAUUUCCUGUGGUUUUCUUUUGCUUUCUCUGUUACCAGACUUGUCCGCAUUUCAUGCUUAAAGUAUUAAGACAACAAUACGGCAUGUAUUAUAGUUCUCCCUGUGCACAAAACUAAUGAGUUCUAUCUGAUUGAAGAGUCUGGCUGUGUGACAAUGGUAUUGAGCCGUGGCUUGGGUCAUCUCCGGACCUAAACCCGAUAGAACGCUGUUGGACAGCAGCAGUCACGAAACCGUCUUCUAAUGAACACUUGAUCUUCAGGAAGCGAUCAAGCAGGCCAGGAUUGAGCGAGUGACACUAGAGUAUUGCAGAUGGCUGUUUGACAAAUUGUUAUAUUAUUAUUAUUUUGAUUGUCAUUAUUAAAAAAUAUAAAAAUAUCAUUAAAACAUUGAAUUUCACUUUUGCCUCAAUACUAUUGGCCAGCACUGCGUAUUGUGUUCGUGUGUAUUGGGGAUGAGAAUCACCAGGGUUCAGGCUCUGCGAUAUUAUGAUGAUACCUACAGUAGCUGCCGAUUAAAUAUCCUCAUUCAAUAUAAAUUUUUCCCCCAAUUUUGUUAAAAUUCUCAACAAACUAAAAAUAAUUUAGUCUUAACACACUGGACGCUGCGCUGCCUCCCAAUGUGUUGUCUAGCCAUCAAAAUGUGGCCGUUCUCACAGUGCUACGUUCUCAAUACCUCAUUACAAUGGCGGCUGAAAGUAGGUGGGAUAUUAGUGCAAAACAGAACAUCUACAGAAGCCUGAUGUGUUUUGGAAACAAGUGCAGUGGACUGAUGAAGUUAAAACAGAACUCUUGGCCACAAUCAGCAAAGGCAUGUUUGGAGUAAAAAAGGAGCAGCAUUUCAUAAGAAGAUCACCCUGCCAACUAUUACGCAUGGCGGUGGAUCUAUCAUGCUUUGGGGUUGUGUUGCAGCCAGUGGUACAGGUGGAGGGAGGAAUGGAUUCCACUAAAUACCGCAAAUUCUGGAAGCAGACAUUACAACAUCUGUGAAAAGGCUGAAGCUAAAAAGAGGAUGGUUUCUACAACAGGACAAUGAUCCUAAACAUAGCUCGAAAUCCACUAUGGAAAACCUCAAGAGACACAAGCUGGAGGUUUUGAAACGGCCAUCACAUUUCCCUGAUUUAGACAUCAUUGAAAAUUUGUGGGUAGUUCUCAAGAGAACUUUGCAUGCAAGACGACCAAAGAAUAUUACAGAACUCGAAGUCUUUGGCAAGUAAGAAUGGGAGAAAAUCCCAAGUACAAGAAUUGAAGGACUUUUAGCUGGCUAUAAAAAAGGGUUUGCAAGCUGUGAUAUCUGCCAGAGGAGGUGUUACUAACUACUGAUUAUGGAGGGUGCCCAAACUUUUGCACAGUGCCACAAUCAUGUUUUUAUUUUUUUAUCUUUGUUCAGUUUAUGGCAUAAAAUGUAACUAUGCAUCAAUGUUUGCUAAAAGUAUUGUGCGUUUUUUUUUUUAAUUAUUUCCAAGAGAGACUAUGUUAACAUCUUUUCAAUAGAAAAUCUGUUAACUGCAAGGAGUGUCUAAACUAAAGUUUUUUUUAAAUUAUGUAAAAAUCUGGUCCUUUGUAUUAAGCGUUGCUAGAUUUGUAUGAAAAUAUUGAAGACUACUA